AUGCCUUGGCCCCGGUUCAAACCUCCUUCUGUUGAACAAAUUCAGCAUUGUCUACACCAAAACCAUGCAAAAUUUCACCAGAAAGGCCGAGAAAAAGGGACUUGCAACCCAAAUCUUUGUGCUUCUUUCGCUGCACGAACGGUGGAACAUGUUAUUUCAAUGUUUCGAUCGCCGUUCUGUGUAUGGCUUCGAAUUGCCGGUAAGCUUGGGGAAGCGAUGUACUUCUAUCGACCGAACAUGAAAGAUGUGGAUCAGAGUGAAUUUGAUCUUUCUUUUGUUAAAAUUCUGAGGCCUGGGACAUGCCUCCAGACCUGUUUGUUGUGGAAACUUCUAUCGCAAUGUUGUCGACUUAAAUAG
This is a messenger RNA of Penicillium digitatum Pd1, 357 nucleotides long. NCBI's taxonomy places the organism in Eukaryota, Fungi, Ascomycota, Eurotiomycetes, Eurotiales, Aspergillaceae. The record is from RefSeq and is a predicted model, not a curated record.